Molecule: messenger RNA, 8377 nt
Organism: Anarrhichthys ocellatus (wolf-eel)
Lineage: Eukaryota; Metazoa; Chordata; Actinopteri; Perciformes; Anarhichadidae
Exons: 15
Coding region: 963-7310 (2115 amino acids)
Source: RefSeq, a predicted model, not a curated record
AUGGAGGGCCACAAAGGACCAGCUCCGUUAUUUAUGUUAAAAAAAUAGCCCACUUCAAAGUCAGCGAGUAUACAUUUUGGAAAUUAGCUGCUAGAAAAUACAUUUCAACCUCACCGUUUUCAUGUUAAAUAUGUUUUUUUUUUCUUCUCCACACUGUUGUAGUUAUUAUCAGAGGUGGAAUGUAACUAUGUGCAUUUACUCAAGUGCAGUACAAUUUUGAGGUACUUUACUUAAGUAUUUACAUUUCAUGCUACUUUCAGCUUCUAGUCCACCACCUUUUGGAGACAAAUGUACUUUUUGUUUCUCCAGCUCAUUUAUCUAACUACAUCAGUUACUAAUAGUUCAGAAUAUUAAAACAAAAAUAUAAAUCAAUUUAACUAUUAAAAUAUAAUAGCUUAAGCUAACCAGCCAUAUGCAAUGUGAUUAAAACUAGUCCUGACUUUAUCAUCUGCAACAUUGAAGUAUAUGAUUACAUCACUAAUUCUGUAAUAUAAUAUAUAUGAAUCUGGAAUGUGCCAUUCUGCAUAAUGAGUACUUUUACUUUGGGUGCUUUUUAGUAUAUUUUGAUGCUACUAAUAUAUUUACUUAGGUAACAUUUUGAAUGCAAGACUUUUGUUUGUAACAGAGUGUUUUUACACUGCAUUAUUUCUUCUUUUACUGAAGUGAAAUAUCUGAAUAAUUCCUUCACCAUUGGAUGUUUUCGCUUAUUGUUCUUGGGGCGUCAGUCUGCCUUUAUUUUGAAAUGCGGAUGUGACACCGGAAGCGGAAGUGCAGUACGGAACGUGUUUAGUGACGCACAGUCCGCCAUUUAUGACAUCUGAAAGUAACAUCUACACGGAAGAAAGGCGGUUGUUGUGUUUCAAGUCCAACUGACUCUUAUUUAAGUUACUAUUUACGCUAUAAAAAUGCCCCGCGAACCGGCGGACACAGCGAGUUGAGCUUUAGCGUCUGACCGAGGAAAAAUGGAGGCGAGGUUCGGCAGCGAAGUGGCGUCGGUCGUGGAAGUUGCCAUCCAGGCGACCGUGUCCGUUUUCAGGAAUGUCUGGGCGAAAGAGGCGCCAAACACGGAGUGGGAAGAGGCGACGGUCGGCGAAAUCCAGGAGAUAGAGAAGAGCCUGGUGGUUCAGAUCCACAAGGUGUUCACGGAGUUCUCAUCGGAGCUGUUCGAGGAGAACGAGGCUCUGCGGGCCAAAGUGGAGCAGCUGGAGGACGUGCUGCAGAAGAAAGCCGGGCAGCUGGAGCAGGAGCUGGAAGCCAGAGUGGGUCAGCUCGGCCGGGAGAUGGAGCAGCUGGAGAAGGAGCUGAGGAGCAUCGGGGAAGGCGGCAACAAGAUGCAGGGAGGCCCGACCCACGUCCUGGUGCAGGACUGCUCUCUGAUAGGAGCACCGGUGUUGUCCAUCUCCACCGGCCCUGCCGCCCCUCUGGUCAGUGCGAAGGAAUCCACGUCAAAUCCGGUGACAGCGGGGAGCCCUGAAGCUGUUCCCAGCCCCACAGCUGGAUCAGUGACUGUCCCCAAACCAGCGACAGCCCCGACGGCGUUCGGCGACAGCCCCGCUCCCACGGUGCCGCUGGUGGGUGCUGGCCAAGUCGUCGCCCUGCCUCCCGUCUCUGCGGCCUCACCGGAGUCUGCUCCUCAAGGCGCCCCCAGUCCAGACUCCAGCACCGCCAGCGGUGUGGACUCGGCACGAGUGGAAAAGAAAUCUGUAGAAGAGGCACCUUCAGGGAGGCCGAGGAGGACCAGGAGAGCAACUUUCAAAAUUGAAGAAGUUUCCACUGACGACAUCGCCGAAGAGAAACAAAUCCAGACGGGUGGAGUGCCGGGAAGGAGGCCGAGCAGAAAAGACGCGCAGACAGCAAAGCGGUUCUCCUGCGAGCACUGCGACGUCACGUUUCAUUUGAAGGGCGAUCUGAAGAAACACGGGAAGGUCCACAAGAAGCCUUUCCCUUGCGAGAAGUGCGGCAGAAGUUUCCUGGAAAAGAAGUCUCUGGAAAACCACCUCUCACGUCACGAGACGAGCAAAGCACCCCUGCCCUUCCCCUGCUCCCAGUGCAAGAGGUCGUUCCGGAAGGACCAGUCGCUUCAGAACCAUCUCAAGCGCCACCAGCGGGCGAAACCGCCGAAGCCGUUCGCCUGUGACCAGUGCGGGAAGACCUUCCGGAUCGAGCGGUCUCUGGAAAACCACCUCCUGCGCCACGAGAAGUGGAAGCAGAUGUUCCAGUGCCAGCUCUGCGACAAGACCUGCAGGACGUCGGUGCAGCUCAGGUGCCACAUGGCCGUGCACUCGGAGGAGCGGCCGUUCAGCUGCGCGACGUGCGGGAAGGAGUUCAAGAGCAAGGACACACUCCGCUUCCACCAGAUCGUUCACUCCAACUCCAAGAAGUACAAGUGCUCCAUGUGCGAGGAGACAUUCAAAUAUGCCCACUCCCUGACCGUGCACAAGAGGAAACACACGGGCAUCACGCCGUUCACGUGCACCGUGUGCAACCGGUCGUACCGGACCGGCACGGCUCUGAAAAGGCACAGUGUGGUGCACACGGGGGAGAAACCGUUCACCUGUCACAUAUGCGGCGCCCGGUUCAGCCUGAACAACAACCUCAAGCGGCACCUCCGCAUUCACACGGGGGAGAAACCGCACUCCUGCCAGGAGUGCGGCAAGAGCUUCUCGGACAACACUAAGCUGAAGUCCCACAUGCUCAUCCACGGCGCCAGGAAGCCGUUCAUGUGCGACCUGUGCGGGAAGACCUUCCUCUUCAACUGCAGGCUGCUGAUCCACCAGAAGUACGUGCACGCGGACAGGAACCAGGACGUGGACGGCACGCAGCGGUUAUUCCAGACCAGGAAGCGGAACAAGUCGCUGGUGAAGCCGUUCAGCUGCAAGAUAUGCCUGAGGGGUUUCAGUGCUGCGGGCUCCCUCAAGCUCCACGAGAGGGGCCACUGCGAGCACAAGGAGUUCAACUGCGGCAUAUGCGGGAAGUCGUUCCACAACAAGUACUCUUUCGGCUACCACCAGAGGAGCCACGCGGGGGAGAAGCCAUUCGUCUGCGACGUGUGCGGCAAGAGGUUCUUCCACGCCGGCAGCCUGAAGCAGCACGAACGCAUCCACACGGGGGAGAAGCCGUACAAGUGCGACCAGUGCGGCAAGGCCUUCCGAACGGACGGGAACUUCUACAGGCAUCUGCGGAUCCACACGGGCGAAAAGCAGUUUGAGUGCUUGUACUGCCACAGGAAGUUCCACCAGUCGAACCAGCUCAAGUCCCACAUGCAGAUCCACACGGGGGAGAAGCUGUACUCGUGCCAGCAGUGCUCCCGGGGUUUCUCGGACUCGAGGCAGCUGAAGAAGCACAGCUGCGACGGGCCUACAUUUGUGCCACUUCCAUUUCCGGAAUCAAUGGCGCUGCUGUCUGUCAGCACUGUUAGGAGUCGGCUGUUAGCGUUGAAGGUAAAAAUGUCAGAAAACUUAGUGUUUUAUUCAGAAACAAAGUCCAUCAUUGAGACGGCGAUUAAGACUGCUGUUGAUAUCGGAAAUUCCAAAAAAGAAAAAUUAACUACGGAGCCAAAUAUGAGACGUGAGACGGAUUUCGUGGAAAUGUUGGCACGGGAGGCGACGAGAAAGAUCGACGCCAUUUUCUCCCAGCUGUCCUCAACGCUGCACGACGACAACAAGAGUCUGCAGGCCAGAGCGGGGCGGCUGGAGAGCGAGCUGAAGCUCACGACUGAAAACUUGGAAAAUGCCACAGCGUGGAGGGAAAACGUCCUGAGCGGCUGCCCCGUCCUGUUCGAGCAGACCGGCUUGAUCUACACCUUGAAGCCCUUCGGGACGUUGAAAAGAAAGACAGAUAAAUUGACGGAGGAAGUCACAGAAACAGCACCCGCUGCUGGGAUGGAGAGUGGACACGAUGCUGAAGCUGCAGAGGGUUACACCACGACAAACACGGCCGAAUCCCAAAACGCUGACAGCCAGAACGCACGGGAGGCGCCAGCCAAGAGCAAAGGGAAGUCCUUCGUCUGCGAAGUCUGCAACAAGAGCUUCAACCGGCACUUUCAUCUGACGAAGCACGCCAACACUCACAGAGAGCAGAGGCUGCUCGCCUGCGACCAGUGCCCAAGGAAAUUCCGGAAUGCGGCGACCCUCGAGCACCACCUGCUGCGGCACGAGGAGAGGAAGCACGCCGCCUUCGAGUGCCGUCUCUGCAAGAAGAUGUUCAAGACCAAAAUGUACCUGAAGACCCACCAGCUCGUCCACACGGACGCGAGGUCCUUCACGUGCCCCGCCUGCGGGAAGGCCUUCAAAACCAAGCAAGCGCUGGGGGCCCACCAGGUCGUGCACACCGUCGAAAAGCCGCACAAGUGCGCCGAGUGCGGCGAGAGUUUCCGGUACGCGUUCACGCUGCAGUGCCACAAAAGCGUCCACACGGGGGAGCACCCUUACAAAUGCGCGGUGUGCGGCAAAGCGUUCAACAGGAGGAGGUCGCUCCGGACGCACCAGUCCGUCCACAGGGGGAAAAUGUUCACGUGCGAGACGUGCGGAGCGGGCUUCACCCUGCAGCACAACCUGAAGAGGCACAUUCGCAUCCACACGGGCGAGAAACCCUUCAAAUGCGACGUGUGCGGGAAGAGCUUUGUUCAGAACAAGCUGAAAGCGCACAUGCUCCUUCACGGCGCCGCCAAGUCGUUCAUGUGCGACCUGUGCGGCAAGACGUUUCUCUACAACUGCCAGCUGCAGAGACACCAGAAGGUCACCCACGACGAAAGACACAGCCAGGUCAUUAGAAAACGAACCCGAGGCAACCGCCGAGUCAUCUAUCGACAGGACAAAACCACGGUGGACAUGACGCCGUUCAGCUGCCGGACCUGCCGCAAGGGCUUCGACACGGCGGGCUCGCUGAGGAGACACGAGCUCAUUCACACGGGGCGGAAGCAGUACAGCUGCGACGCGUGCGGGAAGUCUUUCUUCUACAAAGCCACGUACGACUACCACCAACGGAUCCACUCGGGGGAACGGCCGUUCGGGUGCGACGUGUGCGGGAAGAGGUUCAUCAUCCGCCAGGCGCUCAAGUCCCACGAGCUGCAGCACUCCGGGGAGAAACCGCACACGUGCGAGCACUGCGGCAAGGCGUUCAGGAUCUACACGAACUACCUGAGGCACCUGCGGGUCCACACGGGGGAGAAGCCCUACGAGUGCGAGGUCUGCGGCGUGAGGUUCAGGCAGCUCGGACACGUCAAGUUUCACAUGCAGGUCCACACGGGAGAGAGGCCGUAUUCCUGCGGCGGCUGUGGACUUGGGUUUUCGGACUCGAGGCUGCUCAAGAGACACAACUGCCUUGUCAGAAUGUCUGAUUUGGAGGCGCAGGUGGGCUCCAUUUUGGAGACAAUGGUGAGUACGACAGUGACAGAAAUGACCAAAGUUAUCGGCGGCUCCGCUUCAACACGGUCAGAAGUGUCGUCAUGUACGACCGAGAACAUGCACGGGUCCUCGGAGGAGAAGGUGAUCCAGUGCAGCGUCUUCAUGACGUCUCUGGCUCGAGAAGCCGUGGAGAAGAUCUGCCAGCUGUUCCUCCAGUGUUCCUCUCUGCUGCAGCUAGAAGUGACGCAGGGUGUUGCAGAGAUGGAGGACCUGAGGAGGAGACUGGAGGUGGCGGAGACGGAGCUGAAGCUGGUGCUGGAGGGCAGCGGAGGCCAGAAGGAGGCGGAGGAGCUGACGGAGGAGGGCAGGGGGGAGAAGGAGGGCGGGGAAGCUCCGACCAACGGAGGAGAGACUGUCCAGAGCCAGCGAUCAGGGAGGAAGAGUCGCAGAGUUGUGGCUAGCGGUGAUGCUGGAGUGAAGAGAUCGCCCAUAAUUCACCUGUGGAAGGGCAGAACUUAUGAGGACUGUGUCCAACCUGUGAUAAUAAAGGAGGAAGGAGUGGAGGCGUUUGCUGACCAGGCGUUCGCUGACCAGGCGUCCUCUGAUUCGGGUCAGUACAGAGAGGAUCCAGGCCAGGAGGACGAUGACGACCCAGACUACCAGUUGGAGCCAGAAGAUCCCGAUAACGGUGACCCAGGAUUCACCAGCAGACCGAAACGCGUUGCAAAGCCCCCAAAGUCCUAUCGGGGUCGGGCGAAGAGGGAGAGUCAGGGCCAGGGCCAGCAGCCUCUGAGCUGCAAACACUGCCGGAAAACCUUCAGCUCAACCCUGCAGCUCAAGGCCCACCAGGCCGUCCACGGGGCCAACGCCGAGAAGCCCUUCCACUGCUCCCAGUGUGGCAGAGGCUUCGCGUUCCAGCGAAGCCUCAAUGCGCACGUGCUGCUUCACACGGGGGAGAGGCCUCACACCUGCGAUGUUUGUGGGAAAGGUUUCACCCUGAAGCAGCUGCUGAGGAACCACCAGCGUCUCCACGCCGAGGUCCGCCCAUUUCGCUGCGAGCAGUGCGGCAAGAGCUUCUACCGAGCCCACGGGCUGAAGAUGCAUCAGAUGGUCCACACGGGGGAGCGGGCCUACAACUGCCAGUACUGCAACAAGAGCUUCACGAUACAGGGCAACCUGCAGCGCCACCUGCGCAUACACACGGGCGAGAAGCCGUUCCGGUGCGACACGUGCGGCAAGAGCUUCAACCAGGCCGACACCCUGAAGGGCCACCAGCGGAUCCACACCGGCGAGCGUCCCUACAGCUGCGAUACGUGCGGCAAGUGCUUCAUCCAGAAGAGCGCCCUGAAGAUGCACCAGAAGAUGCACUCGGGCGAGAGGAAAGCACUGGCGUGCGUCGCGUGCGGCGCCGUGGUGGCCUGCGUCGACUCGCUCCGCAAGCACCUGCUGACUCACGCGGCGACCAUCCCGUGCACGUGCGUGCUCUGCGGCCGGCGGCUCGGCUCCAUCACGGACCUGCGCUCGCACCAGCAGCACCACACGGUGGACCGGCCGCACAGCUGCGGGCUGUGCGGGAAGAGCUUCAAGUCGUCCAGCUACCUGAAGAUCCACCUGAAGACGCACAGCGGGGAGAAGCCCUUCUCCUGCCACAUCUGCGGUCGCAUGUUCACGCAGCACAGCAGCCUCAAGUCGCAUCAGGUGGUCCACACCGGAGAGAAGCCGUUCAGCUGCGACACGUGCGGGAAGUGUUUCAGCAACACGGGGAACCUGAACAGACACCAGCGCAUCCACACGGGCGAGAAGCCGUUCAGCUGCGACACGUGCGGCCGCAGCUUCAACCAGGGCAACAGCCUGAAAGCCCACCAGCAGAUACACACCGGGGAGAAGCAGUUCAUGUGCGACAAGUGCGGGAAGAGCUUCUCCUACCUGAGGAACCUGAAGGACCACAAGUGUUUCUACGUCUGAGGCUGACGCAGUGGGUUGGCGUUGGCUUCCCUGCACCUGUAGAGGAAGACUUUGUUGUGAUGAUGAAGUUAGGUUUUAAGCAAGGUCACUUUCGUGACAAUCUAGUGUCCGCUUGGUGAGACUCGGAGGAGCUGCCGUACCAGACAGUGAGAGACGAGGUCGGGACGCUCUCUGUGAUUUAUAGAAGUGGACCAACAGCUGCCCGGAGAAAUGAAGGAGUCUGUCUGGGCAGUGGGAUGGUUAGAGAUGUGAACCAGGCCUUUGAUGUGUGCCCUUAAUUAACAACCGUUUAGUUGAAGUUGAAAAAGGUUUAAGAGGCUUAAGUGAGCACCUUCUUAAUGUUUUGUAUUUAAGGCAUUAAUCUGUCGUGCAGUGAGUGAAAUGGGUGCGGCAGCUUGAAUAAGCUACAAGAGAUUGUAAAAGACACCAGUGCUUCUAAAUGACAGACGACGGUCGGAACUAAAAUAGUCGGUGCUCAUGUCGCCCUAAAUUGAAAACAUGGACACAGGAAAGACAAAGUGCAGCCUGUAGAGUGUGAUGCUGGGUGCUACAAACAAAGAGUUCUACUUGUUAGUGCCACCAUUGUAAUGGCAGACACCUCAUUGAAAAUCAAUUGUUUCAACUUUCAUAGUCCCUUUAAUUCAAGUUUUGGACCACUGUGGCAGAUUGAUUUAAAAGUGUACAACGUUUCAUUACUUUCCCUGACUUUUAUUAGAGGUAUCAUAAACAAACCAGGCACAAUUCAAAUAAGCAGUAUUUUGCAGACAGAUGUUAAAUUAGUAUACCUCUGAUUUAGAUUGUAAAAUUCAAAGUGUGACUGACUUGUUUUACUGUAUGAAGCUUUUUUCAGGAUUUUUAAAUGACACAAUUUAAGUUGUAAGACUGGUAUUUAUAAAGGCUUAACCUAAUUUGGAAACAAAGUUGCCUUGUGUGCAUUGGAAGAUGUGCUGACUGAGAACAAUAGCGUUGUUGUUUUAUAUCUGUAACUUCUCUUGUGGAGUGUGUGUUUGCUAAAACUCAACUUUGUGACUGUGAGUGAAACGGAUAAACAUUGAAAUUUAAAUCUU